Molecule: messenger RNA, 3882 nt
Organism: Oikopleura dioica
Lineage: Eukaryota; Metazoa; Chordata; Appendicularia; Copelata; Oikopleuridae
Source: the annotation of a GenBank genome assembly
AUGGAACAGCCGAAUGUUUGGGAAUGGCGCUGCCAACAGGCGCAGCAACGAUGCCAGGACAGAAUCGGGGAGCUAACAGAACUAAACAAGCGGCUCCAGGAUUUCCCACCGGAAUUGACAGAAGCGAAUAAUCUGAAGAAGCGAAAUCAAGCCAACGUUCAGAAGACGUUGAUCGAGGUUGAGUCUGUCUCCGUGUCUCCCGAGACGAGUGAGAGUCUCAUCUUGAAUCAGAAAAACGCGGAUCUACGUAAAGUUUGGAAGCAAACCGAAAAAUACUUGAUUCAAGUAAUACGGGCGCGCGAUGCCGAGUCUUCAAUAAAAGACUACAUUUUCGACGCUGUCAAUGAACAUCGCUGCAAGUUCGACCACAUAGCGCGUAAAAUCGGCCGCGAUGCAAUUGAAACAGAGCGCUUGCGCGAAAAGAAUAUCGAAGCUUGCGCAUCAGCCGAAAAGCUCUAUAAAGAGUGGAUUUACAAAGCAGUCGACAGAGCUAGGUUCUUGCCGCUUCUGGAACCGAUGUGCUCAAAGCUCGAAAGGGAGUGGAACGAACUCAUUCAGGGACUUAAUGAGCGAAACAAGAUCUUGAAAGAAGCGUCCUCCUUCUGGGAAGGAAGGGACAACUUUCAGUGGCAGUGCGACGCUUGGAUUCGACACAUGCAGGACCUUUUGGACGCGUGCCACCGUAGAACAGGCUUCGAGACGACAACGGACUACGAGACGCUGGCAAUCAAUGCGGAAGAAUUCUGCACAAUGUGCCAUCAACUCCAUAAAUCAGUGGCGUCGAGCGGCAAAAAACUAUUGGCAUUUCUUCAAGACACUACAGACGAUGACAAGCGUAUUAAGCUGGAUAUGUCAUCUUCGGUGGAGAUUAUUUGCGAGGCUUUGGAUGAGCUACUAAGCCUGAGGGACAGAGUACGCGAUUGCGCUGAAACCUCGCGCAAGAUCGCCGCCUUUUACCUAGACGCGGAGAAAGUAUCUAAGUGGAUCAACAAGCUCGGACGUCCAUUUCUCGACAAAUCCACUUCCAUUGGGAAAAGCCAGGAACGAGCGACGAAGCUUUUGGAAAGGCAUGCAGAGUUCGAGCGCGUCUGCCAAAACACUUAUUCAAACGUCGAAAAGCUGCUCAGUACUGGACAUUCUCUAACCACUCAAUUCGAGCAGUACCAUUCGUUCAUCGGAAACAAGUGCCAAACAUUAAAAGAUCUGACGGACGCUUUUCAAAAUGAGGUACGAGCGCGACGCGAGCUAUUGGAAGCUGCCGUAUCGUUUUACACAAAAGUGAAAGAGAUUUGGAAAAUUUUCGAUGAGUUGCGUGUUCAACGCGAUGGUCAAGGCGAUGUCCAGCAGUUCGAGCGCAAUCGAAGCGAAGUUAAAGUGGCGAUGAAGAUAACCGUCUCGGAAGGGGCGUAUUUAGUAGCUCGGCUGAAAAGAUCUGAUCCCUACGCAGAACAGCACAUUCUGGACAUCGUUCAUUCGAUCGAGAAAGGGCAAGGUCAGCUGAACUCUCAGCUAGCGUCGGACCAAGCGCGGCUUGAAGCUGCGAAGGCACGCGUUGAAUGGGAGAAAGAAGUGGACGAACAGUGCGAAAAGCUUCAAAAGUGGCGAUUGAACUACAACAAGAGUGCUAACCGAGAAACUCAAAGAAGUGGUUCCGACUUCGGCCAUCUUAUACAGGAACUAAACGCGUUCAAAAUCAAGGAGCAAGGAAAGUGCUUCGACCUUGGCCGCGCUGGUCGCGACUUGUUGAUGAUUAGAGACGAAAAUAUAGACAAAACAGAAGAGUACUUACAGAAAUUAAACAAAGAACAGCGACUUUUCGAACAACUGGUUGAAGAAACCCAAAACUUUUUGGAGCAUCAAGGCCAAAUGGAAGAAGCGCUAAACAACGCUGCCUGGACUCUUGGCUGGCUCAAGAAGGCGCAGCAUCUGUUCGAAGGAGCACCUUGCAAAGUAGAUUCGCUGGAAUCUGCCGAGUUCACCCAGCAAGAAUUCAAGCAAUACGGCUCAGUAAUGGAUCGUACUGAGCAAGUUAUGCAAGACUUUGAGAUGAUCCAACAAACGAACAAACCCGACGCUGACGAAGUAAUCACGCGGAGACAGGAAGUUAACGCCGUUUGGUCUGGCUUACAGCUCAUGGUUGAGGAUCGAAAGUUGUUAAUCAAGAAGGCAAUAAAGUUUUACACUACUUAUGACGACGUAUUCCAAGCGCUUGAUAGUCUUAAAAAGGAAUAUAGCGAUAAAAGUGGUGAGAUUUACGACCCAGAAAUUUCAGAUCAAAUGGAACUCUCGCAGCUGCAGAAGGCAAUAGAAAAGCAUGCAGCUCAACGGAAACUGCUUAACGAUGCUACUUCGAUGGGCCACAACUACGGAAACAGUUUCGUGAAGCUUAUACCAGAAGAAGCGAGAAGUACUAAAGACUUGGUGAUCGGUUUGCUGUCUAAUCUGAGACAAGCAGAUCAGGAAGUUCAUCGAGCAUGGUCCGCAAAGAAAAAAGUCCUCGAACAGUUACACAUUUUUCUGAUGUUCCAAAACUCCUGCAGAUGCGCCCUGAAUGAGAUGCAGAGGAACAUGCAACUAAAUCCUGCCCAAGUUACCGCUAAUUUGCCAAAGUUAAACCGUGCCAUCCAGAAAAUAUUUGAAAUAAGUGAAAUCAACGAUACGAACGCGCACAAGAGCAAGAUCAAAGCCUGGCUGCAUAAAAUCAAGCAAAAACAUAUCGAUGUGCAUAGUUAUGCCGGAGUGAAGCUGGAGAACCCGCCCUAUAAUCUCGAGUCUCUAGAACUUCCCAAUAACCAAAACAACAUAAACGGGAAAGCGUCAAAGAAUAAGAAAGGGGACACAAAGAGACAGAGCUUGUUGCAAGCAGAAUUACUCAAAACAGAAGCUGAGUGUAUUUCUAUUCUCAAAUUGUGUCUAACAAUUUAUCUUCCCGCUGCGAAGGAAAAAAUAGCUCCUCCCCCGAUUCGUGAAAAUGUCGAUGCAAUUUUCGGGAACAUUCGGGAGCUCUUGGCCUUCCACGAAGACUUUUACUCCCAGCUACAGAUAGCCCUUGAAGUUGACGAUAUAGCGCACUGCUUUGUUAUUAAUGCGGAUCGACUUUGUCAACUAUAUGUCGAGUACUGCAAGGGAAGAGAAAGAUCGACAGAAAUAAUUGCGAACGAGUCCGAAGGCUAUUUUGCUGGUGUCCAUCAAAAGAAAAACGCUCCCCAGCCACUGAAUUCGUGUCUAAUCUGGCCUGUUCAACGCAUACCCAAGUACACAAUGCUGCUCAGAGAGCUUCAGCAGUGUUCGAUUGGAAGUGCACACUCAAAGAGUAAACUACAGGAAGCCCUGAAAAUGGUCGAGGACAUUCCCAGGAAAGCUAAUGACGCUAUUCACCUGGCGAUGCUCCAGCACUCCAGCGUUCCGCGAUCAGAGCUCAUUCUUCAAGGACAAGUCGUACUCAAGAACGAGAAAAUUCUGCCAAUGCAGAAGAAUAGAGAACGCCACUGUUUCCUCUUCGAAACUGCCGCUAUCAUCUGCAAGAAAGCAGAAAGUACGAAGGAAUACAUUCCUAAGUACUCGAUUUCGACGCGAAAAAUGACAUGGGAGCUAUCUGACGGUACGAUAACGAUAAACGGCAGUGGCAAUCGUGCCGUUUUCAAACCAAUUCUCAAACCCGACGCAGAAGAGUGGGCCUUGCGCCUCAAACAAGUGUGCUCGUCUGUCUUGACCAGAGAACCCAGCGAAGAAGCCUCACCCAAAAAAGCGAAUGUAUCUAACGUCUCCACGAGUUCUGUACCGCCACCAAUGAAUCUUUUCCGAUCACUACCACGACCUCUCAAGAACAAGAAUUCUAUCUCUGACGAUUUCAGCCUCUCGAAGAACAGCCUCGAAAUUUGA